GGGGGUUAUCGGAGAGGUGAGCCCCCCUAACACAUGGCCAUGCACGCGUCGGGCACCGUGCUGCGAAUGGUCGAGCAGCUGCGCAGAAGCUCCACGAGGAGCUGCACGCGGACUUCAUGAGCAAGCCCAGCAUCCUGCGGUCGACCAUGGCCGAGAAGUGGCCUCGCGAGCUGCACGACCAGCAUACGGAGAAGUACUGUGGCGCCGGGGUGCCCGGCGAGACCAACCAGUGCCGGCAGUAUCUGGCCGUGUGGCCGAACCGCGGGGCGCACGUCGGCCAUUUUGUGACGAAUUGGAAACACGGCUACGCGAUGGCCGUCAUGUACAACUUGACCUUCCUGCACUCGCUCAUCAUGCCCAACCAAAAGGAGCGCACGGUGCUUGACCAGUUCCUCGGGCUCGGGCUCGGUGAGCAGUAUCGCUAUCGGGAGAUCUGCACCGCCGGCAAGAAUGGCCAGCCCUGUUCGCAAUUCCUCCCCUGCUUGAAGGUGGUCCCCCUCAAGUGCCCGGAGGUUGAGCCCGGGGUGGGAGUCAAUGAGGAGUGUGAUAUUGCCUCGCAGAUUGCCCAGUACGCCGGGCAGUGCAAUGUCGUCUUCCACCAGCCCCCCCAGCCGGUGACCAUGGACCUGUCCGGCCUGCGGCCGGUUCUUCGUGAGAAGUGGCGCAUCGCACGCCAACGCCACCCGAUCCAGUACGAGUUCGACAACUCCGCCAUCAAUGUGGCCCUGCAUGUGCGGCGCGGGGACAUCGUCGGCAGCGCCAAGGGCGCCGUCGCCGCCAAGGAAGAGCACCAGAGCCGGUGGACCAACACAUCGGCCCACCGGAAGCUCAUCGACAAGCUGCUCGCCGAGCUGGGGGCCAUCCUCCAGAGGAUCCAGGCCCAGGAGGCCACAUCGCCGGCUCCGCGCCUGGAAGACCUCCUCCACCAGGCCCUGGCUCGGGAGGGCCGCAGCACGGCCACCCUGCCCGGCAUCAGCACCGCCCCGGUCAGUGAAGACGCCCGGCGGGACUGGGCCCUGUCCGGGGCCCGGCCGGCCCACAAGUGGGGCACCAUGCCGGAGGUGCACGUUCACCUCUUCUCCCAGGGGGCCCCGGCGGACUUUGCCGUGCUGCAGUCGGUCCCACACCUGAAGCUCCACCUGAAUGCCGACCUGCUGUUUACCAUUUCCCACAUGGCGGCCACCGAUGUGCUGGUGAUGGCGCGCUCCGGGCUCAGCGACCUGGCGGCCAAGUUCCGCUCCGACGACCAGAUCACCAUCGUCCCGACCGGCUUCUGGGACUAUGCCGAGCGCGAUUGGUUCCUCUUCGACAAUGACACCGGCGAUGUGGACUUCACCCACCUGGAGGAGCGCCUGCGCAUCCUGAUCGAGGCCAAGCGGGCCGGGGCCAUUCCCAGUGGCGUGUAUGCCGCCGAGCCGACCUUCCGGGCUGGUGCUCGGAUGGUCGUCACCACCGACGGCCCGCCCGCGGGGGGCGGCGGGCGGAAGCCUGCCAGCGGUGCCGCCCCCGGCGCCGCCGUCGCCGCUGCCACCGCCACCACCGCCACCACCACCACCACUACCUCAUUCUCCUCCUCAGCUGGCGGUGAUGCGACCACCCCGGGCAGCCAGGCGGUGCGUGCACGCCGGUCACCCAAGUCCCAGCAGGGGGGGGAGGGCCAUUGCAAUCGGGCAGGGGGGGAGCAUGACCAGCCACCUCCGACCGGUGGCGACGGCGGCAGCGGCGACGGCGGCAGCGGCGACGGCGGCAGCGGCGACAGCUAUGUGCCCGAGCGGAUGCGCGGCCGCCGCCGCCGCCACUGCCGGCGCCUGCUCCGGCGCUUCGGUCGUGGCCACGGUGGCGACCGGCAGCAGCAGCCGGGGGAGGAGGGCAGCCCCAGGCCCGAGGGGGAGGAGGAGGAGGAGGAGGGCCCGCACCGGCCGCGGCACGGCCGGCAGCCGGGCCUUUUUGCCAUCGCCCCUCGGCGGCAAGCCGUCGCUCCAUCUGACCCCUGGCUGAUGAAAUACCCUGCCGACGCCGUGGCACCCGGUGCCGGCUCAAUCACCAACACCGCAGCCAUGAGCACCGGGGAGGCGGGCUGGCCGCGGUCGCGGCGCCGGUCGGCCGCCGGGUCCACCCUCGAGGCCUCGGCGAGCGAUGACAGCGGCGGGUCCCGCGAUGAUCGGUCGCCUCCGCCAACCGGUGGCGGCCAGGGAAAUGCCACCGGCCCCGGCGGUGCGAACGGCGACCCGGGAUCGUCGUCCCUGCCAACCUUUGACCAGUGCUUCGACUCCUUCCGGGCAUACAAGCCGCGCAAGCUCAAGCGGCUCCUUUGCCGCGGCCACGAGGAUGCGGACCUCUCCCAUUCCGACGAUGGCAUGGACGACAGCCACGGCAGCAGCGACGACGACGACGACGACGACGACGACGACGACGGCUACGGCGGCAGGCCGGAAGCAGGCAGCCUGUGGGCCGGCGGCCUGGGUGCCGGCCUUGUUGCGGAAGAUGCCGACCGCCGGCGCCCAAUCAGCCUCAGCGACGGGUCGUUCACCACGGUCCGCGACUACUGCCUGGGCAGGCCGCCCACGGGGGGCCCACUUAUCCCGGAAGAGCCAUCGGAGGUGCCGCUCCCGCCGGGCUUCAAGUGGCCGCAGCCGCCGCCAGGGGAAACCCCGGGCGAGGAGCAGGGGCCACAGGUGCUCCCGUAG
Molecule: messenger RNA, 2687 nt
Organism: Fonticula alba
Lineage: Eukaryota; Rotosphaerida; Fonticulaceae
Exons: 4
Coding region: 117-2687 (856 amino acids)
Source: RefSeq, a predicted model, not a curated record